AUGGAAGGAAAAAAGAAGCGAAGCAGUAAUUACACAAUAAUGGAAAAAGAUACCUUAUUACAAUUAAUAAAGAAAUAUCAACAUAUAAUUGAAAACAAAGAAACAAAUGCCAAAAUGAUAUCAAAAAAGAGAGAAACAUGGGAUUGCAUAUGCAAUGAAUAUAACUCUGUUGCUUUGAGUGGCUUCAGAUCUUGGAAGCAACUGCGUCAUCUAUAUGAAAACCUUAAACAGAGGUCUAAAAAGAACAUUUCUAAAGAAAAUAGGCUUCAGUAUAAUGACAGAGUUAUUGAAGUACAGAAAAAGGCACCAAUAGAAAAGAAAGAAAUAACUGGUACAGAUGUAAGAUCUUAUAAACUUAUUGCCACAGGACAUGGUGAUCUAGUAAUGGCUGCUCCCCACGUGCACCCAGAACAUAAUCCAUGUGAUGAUGGAGCAUUUUAUUUUGGAGAUUCGGAAGCUACAACGGAUGAGAGACCAACCAUGACAGUGAUUCAUGAAUUCAGCCAUGUCAAUAAUAAUGAAAAUCAAGAAACUCAGUCUACCAGUGCAAAGGCUGCAGAAGACAAUAAGUUUAACAAAACCACUAAUGGACACAGAACAAUCUCUAAAAAUAAAAUAAAGGAAACUCUUAUACAAAAAUACUUCAAUUCUAAAUUACGAAAUGCCAAAUUGGAAACUAAGUAUUUAAUAAAUAAAAAUAAAAUGGAGAUAAAUAAAUAUAAGUUGGAAAUGCAAAUUUUAAAAUUAAAACAUUUACAAGCUUCUAGAAGGAUCAAAAUGAGUCGUAAAAAUCAUACUUUGACUACUCAGGACCUGGAAAGUAUACCGGAAGAAUGGGAAGGUAGUGAAGAUGUCCUAGAUUUUUCUGACGAUGACAAUGUGCCUGAUGCAAACUAUCACUUCCAGUUGAAUAAUCACCAUGACAGUUCUGAUGACGACUCC
Iphiclides podalirius (scarce swallowtail) is the source of this 942-nucleotide messenger RNA. Lineage: Eukaryota; Metazoa; Arthropoda; Insecta; Lepidoptera; Papilionidae. The record is from the annotation of a GenBank genome assembly.